Messenger RNA from Microtus ochrogaster (prairie vole), 3589 nucleotides. It is a transcript of the gene Igf2bp1, whose product is annotated as insulin like growth factor 2 mRNA binding protein 1. Lineage: Eukaryota; Metazoa; Chordata; Mammalia; Rodentia; Cricetidae. Gene Ontology annotation, molecular function: RNA binding. The record is from RefSeq and is a predicted model, not a curated record.
AUGAACAAGCUUUACAUAGGCAACCUCAACGAGAGCGUGACUCCAGCCGACUUGGAGAAAGUAUUUGCCGAGCACAAGAUCUCCUACAGCGGCCAGUUCUUGGUCAAAUCCGGCUACGCCUUCGUGGACUGCCCCGACGAGCACUGGGCGAUGAAGGCCAUCGAAACUUUCUCGGGGAAAGUGGAACUACAAGGAAAACGACUAGAGAUUGAACACUCGGUCCCCAAAAAACAAAGGAGUCGGAAAAUUCAGAUCCGAAACAUUCCACCUCAGCUCCGAUGGGAAGUGCUGGACAGCCUGCUGGCCCAGUACGGUACGGUGGAGAACUGUGAACAAGUGAACACAGAAAGUGAGACGGCAGUGGUCAACGUCACCUACUCCAACCGGGAGCAGACCAGGCAAGCCAUUAUGAAACUAAACGGCCAUCAACUGGAGAACCAUGCCCUGAAAGUCUCAUACAUACCCGAUGAGCAGAUAGCACAGGGUCCUGAGAAUGGGCGCCGUGGAGGCUUUGGCUCUCGGGGCCAGCCCCGGCAAGGAUCACCUGUGGCCGCUGGCGCUCCGGCCAAGCAGCAGCAAGUAGACAUCCCCCUCCGACUCUUGGUGCCCACGCAGUACGUAGGCGCUAUCAUUGGCAAGGAGGGCGCCACCAUCCGCAACAUUACAAAACAGACUCAGUCCAAGAUAGACGUGCAUAGGAAGGAGAACGCAGGGGCUGCCGAGAAGGCCAUCAGUGUGCAUUCAACUCCUGAAGGCUGCUCCUCGGCCUGUAAGAUGAUCCUGGAGAUAAUGCACAAGGAGGCAAAGGACACCAAAACGGCAGAUGAGGUUCCCCUGAAGAUCCUGGCUCAUAAUAACUUUGUGGGGCGACUUAUUGGCAAGGAAGGCAGGAACUUGAAGAAGGUGGAGCAAGACACAGAAACAAAGAUCACCAUCUCAUCGCUCCAGGAUCUCACCCUGUAUAACCCUGAGAGGACCAUCACUGUGAAGGGGGCCAUUGAGAACUGCUGCAGGGCUGAGCAAGAGAUCAUGAAGAAAGUUCGAGAGGCCUACGAGAACGAUGUAGCGGCCAUGAGUUUGCAGUCCCACCUCAUCCCUGGUCUCAACCUGGCUGCUGUAGGUCUCUUCCCAGCCUCGUCGAGUGCCGUCCCACCACCUCCCAGCAGCGUCACCGGGGCUGCUCCCUAUAGCUCCUUCAUGCAGGCUCCUGAGCAGGAGAUGGUACAGGUGUUCAUCCCCGCCCAGGCUGUGGGUGCCAUCAUCGGCAAGAAGGGACAGCACAUCAAACAGCUCUCUCGGUUCGCCAGUGCCUCUAUCAAGAUAGCUCCACCAGAAACACCUGACUCCAAAGUUCGAAUGGUUAUCAUCACUGGACCUCCAGAGGCUCAAUUCAAGGCUCAGGGAAGAAUCUAUGGCAAACUAAAAGAAGAGAAUUUCUUUGGUCCCAAGGAGGAGGUAAAGCUGGAGACCCACAUACGUGUGCCAGCUUCAGCAGCUGGCCGGGUCAUCGGCAAAGGCGGCAAAACGGUGAAUGAGCUGCAGAACCUGACUGCUGCCGAAGUGGUAGUGCCAAGAGACCAGACCCCGGAUGAGAAUGACCAAGUCAUUGUUAAGAUCAUUGGGCAUUUCUAUGCCAGCCAGAUGGCUCAGCGGAAGAUCCGAGACAUCCUGGCUCAGGUUAAGCAACAGCACCAGAAGGGACAGAGCAACCAGGCCCAGGCACGGAGGAAGUGACCGACCGCCCCUUCCUGUCCCGAUGGCUCCAGAUCAGCAGGCAGGACGCGGAACUGGAGUGUGGAGGGCCAGUGCGCUCUUCCCAGCAGGCCUGAGAAUGAGUGGGAAUCAGGGGCUUUGGGCCUGGCUGGAGAUCAGGUUUGCCCACUGUCUUGAGAAAAAUGUCCCAGUGAGGAAUCCUGAUCUCUCGCCCCCAGUUCAGCCAGGUGACCACUAUGGUCCACCCCUUGGAAUGCCACCCUUGCAAUUGUAGCUGGUGGCCACCAAGGCCUCCCCCCUUGUAGCUUGGGUUGCUUUUAAACGUGGAUUGUUUGAGGAAGUUCUCCAGCCUCCAUCAGGAAGAUGGGUCGGCUCCCAGUGGGGAAGAGAAAUAAAAUUUCCUUCAGGUUUUAUUAAACCUCAAAGGACGGUUUGUUUCUUGACCCCAUAAUCUUUCUAACCUGACUUCUUGGUUAAUUGAUGAAAAUUUCUCUCACUCUCAAUGUCUUGACCAAUAUCUUGCCGCUUCCCGUAUUCAUUUACACUGUCCCAGCCUUGCUACUAUGGGGUGGGGUGGGGGCUGGAGCACAGCUUUGUUUACAAUAUUAACGCUGGAGAGCGCCUGAUCCUCAACCAACCAAUGGGAACAGCAGGAUAGAAAGAAGGAGAGAGAUAAUGAUUAAGAUAUACUGAUCCACGUUUAAAAGGAGUCCUUGGGCUGAGGAUAGAGCCCAGUGGUCAGCAUACUUGCCUGGCAUGUUCAAGGCCCUGGUUUCCAUCCUUGGCAUCACAAAAAGAAAAACAUAGCACACCCUCAUGGGUGAGCUAUUACAGAUCGCCAUCUAGAAAAAUUGGCACAACAGAAAUUUCCCCUGGUCAGCGGGGGCUUCCCCACAAGAUUCCCCACUGCGUUUAUGCCCAUCUAACCCUGUGGGUUCUGCAUGGUGCCCUGGUACACAUGGGUGGGACCGCGUGCUCAGCAGGGUGCGGGCUAAUCACUGUCCCUGAUUCCUACCAUUCUCAGGCGGAUUUUAUAUUUUUUUUAAAGUCUAUUUUAAUGAUUGGAUAUAUGAGCUCUGGGAAAGGGGGUGUGUGCUCCCUUUGAUAGCGUCUCAGUUCCAUGGAGGAGUUGAGUGGCCCAAAGGUGCUCUCGCUCUAACCCGUGUGCUCUUACAAGGGCUGAGGCAGGCAUUGUGGUCCCUGCCACGGCACUGUUUCCUUGUGGCAGUGGGACUACAACCCAACCUUGAGCUCCUGAUAAAGCUUAAAGUCCUUCAUCUGGCAGACUUAGUCAAUUACAGAAUAUGCUUCUGUUUUUAUUGUAGAGGAGUAUUUGACUGACUGCUCAGUCUCCAUGAAUUGUCGAUUGUUAUUAUGAAAGGCAUGCCUGAGAACAAACUUCAGAAUACCAGCAGCAUUGUGCACAAAGGGGUGAACACACUUAAUUUAUUAAUUUACCAGGCUCAAUAAGAUCCUGUUGGAAGUUUAGCCCUUAUGGAGGACAGUGGCCAUCGGUUAAGUGAGGCUAGGCCUCCCCUCCUAAUACUGUACUGAUUGUAACGCAUAUUUGCCAGGUGAUGCACUUUAGCUACCCUGGACAAUACUAUCAAGUGUGCUGGGAAGAAAGGAAGGCCUCUCUGCACUGGGAAAGCCCCUGCAGAGCCCCCCUCUUCCUGAUAGGACAACAGUGACGAGCAACCGUGAUGUGUGGGCGGAGUCAGGCAGUGCUGUGCUAAGUAAACUACCUCAAGGUGUGACGUUACCUCAGCAAUGAUUUCCUUUUGUUCCCCUAAACCCCGGUUUUUAAUUUCCCUUUUUUUUUUCUUUUUGAUUUUUUUUUCUUUGCGGCUUGCUGAUAUUUUAUAUAAAAAAAGAA